Molecule: messenger RNA, 4292 nt
Organism: Gavialis gangeticus (Gharial)
Lineage: Eukaryota; Metazoa; Chordata; Crocodylia; Gavialidae
Gene: PHC1
Product: polyhomeotic homolog 1
Exons: 14
Coding region: 192-3200 (1002 amino acids)
Cellular component (GO): PRC1 complex; nucleus
Molecular function (GO): zinc ion binding; protein binding
Source: RefSeq, a predicted model, not a curated record
AAUGGGAUAUUUAAGGAGUUAAAAUAUAAAACAUGCUAGUAGGAGUACAUGGGCAUCUGGUAAGUCUGGAAGGGGGGACGCAAUAAGAAAAAGUUUGGGAACCUCUGCUUUUGUGCAACUGAGUUUUUCAUUCUCUUUGACUUAGGCCUUGAGUCAGUUCCCUCAGUGUGAGUUCCCUGGGACCUGUUACCAUGGAGACUGAAAGUGAGCAGAACUCCUCCAGCUCCACCAAUGGGAGUUCAGGGUCUGGAGGAAGUACUCGCCCACAGAUUUCUCAGAUGUCUCUGUAUGAGCGACAGGCGGUCCAGGCCCUUCAGGCCCUGCAGAGACAACCCAAUGCAGCCCAGUACUUCCACCAGUUUAUGCUCCAGCAGCAGCUUAACACUGCCCAACUCCACAGCCUGGCUGCUGUCCAGCAGGCUACAAUUGCAGCUAGCAGACAGGCAAACUCCCCCAACACCAGCACCCCCCAACAGACCACCACCACCCAGGCCUCUAUCAAUCUAGCCACCACAUCAGCUGCCCAACUCAUCAGCCGCUCGCAGAGUGUGAGCUCCCCCAGCACCGCCACCUUGACGCAGUCUGUGCUCCUGGGGAAUGCCACCUCACCGCCUCUCAACCAAUCGCAGGCCCAGAUGUACCUCCGGCCGCAGCUGGGGAACCUGUUGCAGGUGAACCGGACCUUGGGCCGCAAUGUGCCUCUUACCUCCCAGCUCAUCCUGAUGCCUAACGGGGCUGUGGCUGCUGUCCAGCAGGAGGUGCCACCCGCUCAGUCUCCUGGGGUCCACACAGACACAGACCAGGUGCAGAAUUUGGCUGUGAGGAGCCAGCAGACCUCAGCCACUAAUGCCCAGCUUCAGGGCUCUGCUCAGAAGGCAGCCUUACAAGGAAACUCCCAGGCUUCGAGCCUACCACAGGCCACCAGUGCUGGCCAGACCUUGGCAGUAGCACAAGCCUCUUCCGGUAGUACAGGCCAGUCUCUCAACCUUAGUCAGGGGGCAGCAGGCAGUAACAGUGUCUCUGGGGGUAUGGUGGCAGGUGGCGGGAGCCAAGCCACUGCAGGUCUAGGCCAGGCAAACUCAGCUGGCCCUGCCAGCAGCUGCCAAAGGAAAGGUACUGGGGUGGUUCAGCCACUGCCAGUUGCAGCUGCCCAGGGAGUAACAGUGAGUCAGGGAAGCCAGACAGAGAUGGAGAACGCAGCAGCAGCAAAGAAAGCUGAAGCAGAUGGCAGCGGGCAGCAAACAGUGGGCAUGAACCUGACCAGGACAGCUACCCCAGCGCCCAGCCAGACCUUGAUCAGCUCCGCCACCUACACACAGAUCCAGCCCCACUCGCUGAUCCAGCAGCAACAGCAGAUUCACCUGCAGAAGCAAGUGGUGAUCCAGCAGCAGAUAGCCAUUCAUCACCAGCAGCAAUUCCAGCACCGCCAGUCCCAGCUCCUCCAUACCGCCACCCACCUCCAGCUGGCCCAGCAGCAGCAACAACAACAAACACCACCUCUAACCCAGCAGCAGCAACAGCAAAUGCCAUCCCUGCCACAGCAGGCUCUGCCAUCUCAAAGUCAGCAGCAGGCUCAGACCCUUGUGGUUCAGCCCAUGCUGCAGUCCCAGCCUCAGCCCAUACAGCUCCAGCAGGAUGUCUCAUGUCAGCAAGCUACCAAGUCGCCUGUUCCCAUUCAGUCCAAGCCCCCUGUGGCCCCCAUCAAACCUCCUCAGCUGGGGGCUGUCAAAAUGUCAGCAGCGCAGCAGCCCCCACCCCACAUCCCAGUGCAAGUAGUGGGGAGCCGCCAGCAGGGCUCAGCCCAAGCCCAGGCCUUGGGUUUAGCUCAGAUCACCACCGCAGUGCCUGCUCCCCGGGGGAUGCCAGCCGUUGUCCAGCCUGUUUCUCAAGCCCAUGCUGCUUCCCCAUCAUCCCAGGCAUCCGCUGUUACAGCUUCCACACAGGAAGCCCCUCCCCUCACUACUGGGGUCAACUUGGCUCAAGUUCAAGGCACGGCGCACAUGGUGAAGAACACAGCUUCACCGCCAGUCAUGGCUCAGGUGCCAGGAGCAUUCUACAUGCAGUCUGUCCAGUUGCCAGGCAAACCGCAAACCGUAGCAGUGAAGCGCAAGGCAGAUUCAGAGGAGGAGAAGGAGGAGUCACCCAGUGCCACUGCACUCUUGCCUGCCAAGUCCUCUCCUGUAGCAGACAGCCCAAAAAACAUAGAGGAGAAGAGUGGCCUUGGAGAGAAAUCUGAGCCUGCCCCCAGCGUAACCCCAAGCACCCCCUCCAGUGAAGCAGGGUCCAUUACCACCACCGCCUCUACUCCUGCCCCCAACUUGGCAAUGGUGACACGGCAGACAGGAGACUCCAAACCCCCACAAGCUAUUGUGAAGCCCCAAAUUCUAACACACAUCAUUGAAGGCUUUGUUAUUCAAGAAGGAGCGGAGCCGUUCCCGGUGGGCUGCUCUCAGAUCCUCAAAGAGUCUGAGAAGCCACUGCAAGCAGGUACACCCUUGGGGCAGAGUGAGAACCAGUCCAGCAACUCCCCAGGAGGAGACAGUGCAACUGCAGAGCUGGACAAGAAAACAAACCUACUGAAGUGUGAAUACUGUGGGAAUUAUGCCCCAGCCAGCCAGUUCCGUGGCUCCAAGAGGUUUUGCUCCAUGACUUGUGCAAAAAGGUACAAUGUUAGUUGCAGCCAUCAGUUUCGGAUGCAGAGGAAAAAGAUGAAGGAAUUCCAGGAAGCUAACUAUGCCCGUGUGCGUCGGCGUGGGCCUCGGCGCAGCAGCUCAGAGAUUGCUCGAGCCAAAAUCCAGGGCAAGCGGCACCGGGGCCAGGAAGACUCCAGUCGAGGCUCUGACAACUCCAGCUAUGAUGAGGCUUUGUCUCCAACAUCCCCUGGACCCCUGUCAGUGAGGGCCAGUCACGGAGACCGGGACCUUACCAACUCCAGCAUGGCCCCACCUACCCCUGACCUACAUGGCAUCAACCCAGUGUUCCUGUCCAGUAACCCCAGCCGCUGGAGCGUGGAGGAGGUGUAUGAGUUCAUCGCAUCCCUGCAGGGCUGCCAGGAGAUUGCAGAGGAGUUCCGCUCACAGGAGAUUGAUGGCCAGGCUCUGUUGCUGCUGAAGGAGGAGCACCUGAUGAGUGCCAUGAACAUCAAGCUGGGCCCUGCCCUCAAGAUUUGCGCCAAGAUCAAUGUCCUCAAAGAGACCUAAUGGCCUUGGUGCUUGAGGUCUCCCUUCUGCCUGGACCCCAGGGCACUCACUGGCCUUGGGGGCUACCUGCUGGGCAGUGGAGGGAGGGAACAGGGCCGUUGUCCUUGAUCUUGCAUAACAGAAGGUUGAGGGAGGACAUUUUUUAAGAGUGAAACUGCCACUUGGAAGCCCAGGUUUUGGCCUCUCAAUGGUGCUAUGUGGAGGAAGAAAAUUCCACCUGAGGCCUUGAAACUAUUCUUUCCUUCCAUGAGUGCAUCUCACUCAAUCUUAAGUAAUCCCUCUGCGAAGAACAGAAGGUGGAACUCCUAGGAAGGGAAUAAGGACCUCUUUCUGCCUUGUCAGAGGCUCUUGGGAGGUAUGGAGAUAUGCCAGCCCCUUCCUGCCACUGCGGGGCUGCUAGAUCCUCAGUUGUUUCAUCUGAACCUCUUGCCAUACCAGAACUUUGAUGCACAGAGUGGAGCUUGCCCCCAGCGCUGACACUGGGAGCAACCAUUUUUGUCUGGUGUGAAGUUUGGGGGGUGGGGCAAGUCACAGAUGUUACAGGGGUGGGUAGAUGGGUAAGAGCAGCAGGGCCACCUCCCAUUCUGCUCUUGAAAGUAUCUAGACUGUGGUCCCAAGCAGGGUUUGUGCCUGUUUCGGUAUAAGAACCAAAUCUUGGAGGCCCAGAGCACUAGGAGCUGCCUUAGCUUUACUGUUUCUGUCAGUGAUAUGGUGUGAAGGCUGUACGUACUGCGGUGUCAUUUUGCCCCAAAACGGCCAGUAGAAAGGGUUUAAUCUGAGCACUUCUGAGCAGGCGUUCAUUUGGGAACCCUGCAGCACCUCUCUCUGGGGCUGGGGCACCGCUUACGGAUCCAAAGCAGGAGUUUUCAAAAGUGGAGAGGCUCCACAUUAGUAUGAGCUGGCUUUAUUUUAUUUUUUUAAGUGUUCUCUUUUCAGUUUGUAUUAUUUUGUCUCUCUUCUGUGCUGUCCACAGGAGAGCUACUGGGAUAAAUUUUCAGCAGGCAGGGUUGUACUACCUGCCUCGGGCCUCUUAUUUUUGGCUGUAAAACAAGUAUUUCUCUUCCUGAGUAAAAAGAAUGCUUCAAAGACUGA